AUGGACGGGCUGGGCUGGGCCGCGGAGCCCGGCGGAGGGCCGGACGAUGGGGCGGACGAUGGGGCAGGCGAGCCCCGCUGGCCCUGGUCCCUCGAGAAGGGUACAGUCCACCUGGCAGAGCCGCGCUUUGGAACACCCCCGGCCAGCCCGCAGCCGACCCCCGCGGGCCUGCCCACCCUCCUGGCCUACCGGCCCGAGUCCUCCCAGCUAACCGUACAGCACGAGCUGCAGGCAGAGGAGGAUGCUGAGCCAACCUGCGAGUACUGUGGCAACCUGCUGAGGCCGUUCCCCUUCUCUGAGGACAUCACUGUCUCCGAGGAGCAGGCAGACAGAUUCUGCUGCGAGCGCAGCCGAGAGCUCUAUGAGUUCAUCACCAAGGAGAGGAAGAGGCUCGAGGAUGCCAGCAGCCUUCCCGGAGCUGUCAGCAUCCAGGAACCACUCGGCUCUGAAACCAGCCUGCUGCUGUCACAGGAGCAAGAGAACCGCAGGCAGCAGAAAAGACAGCUGGCCAGAGAGUUGGCUGACCAGUCUUUAAAGCCGAGUGCCACUGAAGGUUCACAGCAAGCUGGAUCCAUUUCCUACGAGCUUUCCCUGGAACUCACAUCUCCCAAAAGCGGGAUCCCAGAGACUGUUGUGAUUGCAGCUGAGCCCGAGCCUGAGCCCCAGCACAAGGAGGAGCCUGAGCCAGAGCCCCAGUCUGAGGAGAAACCCAAGCUGGAGCCCUGGCCCAAGGAGGAGCCUGAGCCAGAGCCCCAGUCUGAGGAGAAACCCAAGCUGGAGCCCUGGCCCAAGGAGGAGCCUGAGCCAGAGCCCCAGUCUGAGGAGAAACCCAAGCUGGAGCCCUGGCCCAAGGAGGAGCCUGAGCCAGAGCCCCAGUCUGAGGAGAAACCCAAGCUGGAGCCCUGGCCCAAGGAGGAGCCUGAGCCAGAGCCCCAGUCUGAGGAGAAACCCAAGCUGGAGCCCUGGCGGCCCAAGGAGGAGCCCAGACUUGAGAAGGAGCCCUGGCCCAAGGAGGAGCCCAGUCUCGAGAAGGAACCCUGGCCCAAGGAGGCACCCAGUCCUGACAAGGAGCCCCAGCACGAAGAGGAGCCUGAGCCAGAGCCCCAGUCCGAGAAGGAGCCUGCGCCCGAGCCCAAGGCCCAGCCUGAAGAGAAGCCCAAGCCCAAGAAAGAGCCCAAGCACAAGGAGCCCGUAUCCCGCGGUGUCCUCCACUAUGAUUUCAGUCUCCUGGGGAAGAAGGUGGGGAAGGCUAAAUUGGUGCAGAAGUACUACAAAAACGGAAAGAAAUUCCUUACCAUGCUCCCAGACGGAACCUCGCAGUUAUUCUAUCCAUCUGGAAACCUGGCCAUCAACAUUAUAAGAGGGAGGGACCAGCUGACUUGCAUAGUACAGGAAGAUGAGCUGAGGACAACCAAAAUCCGAGCACUGUUUCAGUCGGACGGCAGCAGCACGUGCUAUUACCCAAACGGAGAUGAGUGGAUAAAUAUGAGUAUCCAGGGUGGGCAGUAUUUGGACCAAGCAGGCAACAGGGUCAGAAGGUGGAUGUGGCCAGAACUGUCACCAGGACCCCAGGCGCCUCUGAGCCCCAUUUUCAUCUCCCUGAACCGCCACGUGGGGGUCAGGAUCCUGGCCCAGGACAAGAUCUUCGUCUCCUUCCUCGCCAAGGGGCGACAAGCAAAAUUCAACAUGGGAACCAAAGUGCAGGUCGGCGCUGGCAGCCAGCUGCCUCCUCCUGCCCGGCUGGGAGAGGAUGAGCUCCUGCUGCUCGCCUUCCGCGUGAGGAUCCUGCAGCUCUUCGACAGGAUGCGGGGAUGCCUCAACUUCCCCUCCAGCGAGCAGUGGAACAAAAUGCAGCCUCCUAUGUACCUCAUGACCCAGGCUGUGAAGAUUCUGGAGCUCUGCAUGGCUGCUGACAUCAGUGAUGAGCUGCGCAGCUCCAUCAAGGCAAUAGUAAACGCACAGUAGCCCUGACCAGUGUGUGUGUGUGGUGUAAGGCAAAAUGAGCCAGAGAUAUCCCUGAUGCUGUGGCACCUGCACGUGCUCACCAAGGUUUCUCCUCUGGGCCUGCCCUGCCCUGGUGCAGAGAUUGGGCACAGCCCCCAAUGGGCCUUGCUCAGGGCAGGCAGUGCCAGUCCACACUGACACCGUGGUCAGGGAGGCAGGAGAGGGCUUUACUCGGGUAGAGCAGUCCUGUGCUCCACAGCAGUGCACUGCUCCUCAGCAGCCUCCCUUCUGUCUCCAGCCCUGCUCAGCACUCACUUCAGCCCUUGGGUAAGGCACAAGGUAAAAACAAAGAGCACAGCCAAGCCAGAGCUUGGGACAGGUACACAGGCAGGUGUUUGCUCUGCCACUCCUGACAAGAAGGAAUGCCCCAAGAGAUCCCGGUGUCCGUGCCCACAGCAGCUCAGCCGGCUGCAGGUACAAGACAAGGUGCAGAGAGUAACAAAUGCCCUCAGAGUGCCCAAAGCAAUCACCUGUGCUUGGCUCCAGGGAGCACCAGCUGCAGCCUGGGAUGGGCUCUGGUUCAAGCACUGCAAACACCGACCUGUCAGUGUGUGUUUAAAGGCCUGUGGUGUUGCAGUGAGGAACCGCCCAGCCGUUCAGAGCUGCCUUUGAAACUCGGGGUUCAGCUGCCCAGCUUCCCCCAGGGAGGGCACACCUGAACUGUGGCAGGUGCCUGAAGGAUAAGGCCAAGCCCCAUGUGCCUCUUCCAGCACUGGCAGUUCUCAGGGGCUUACACACCACAACUACAAGGCCAGGAACUGGAAAGUUGGCUUUUUAUGUAGUUUUUC
This is a messenger RNA of Sturnus vulgaris (Common starling), 2792 nucleotides long. NCBI's taxonomy places the organism in Eukaryota, Metazoa, Chordata, Aves, Passeriformes, Sturnidae. The record is from RefSeq and is a predicted model, not a curated record.